AUGGCAUUGCUAUAUGAGACAGUUCCCACGUUUGAAGAUACGUGGAUAGAGUGUCUUGGUGAUUUAGGGCGUUACAGGAUGGCAGUUGAAGAUGAUGAUAUCCGAGAUCGAGAAAUUUGGACUGGUGUAUCAAGAUUCUGGUAUACCAAGGCUUCGGAUAAGAUACCAAUGACUGGACGACUUUAUCACCACCUAGCGAUUUUGGCACGACCAAAUGCCCUGCAACAGUUAUACUAUUAUGCUAAAUCUCUCUGCGUUCCAGUGCCAUUCCCGAGCGCUAGGGAUAGCGUCAUGACGCUAUUUGAUCCCCUCUUGAAUGCAAAUCCAAGCGCUUCUCAACGUCUGGAGCCAGUUGAUGUAGCUUUUGUGCGAGUUCAUGGCAUACUCUUCUCUGGCACGCAUGAGGAUCAGCUCGAGCCCUCGAUGAAGCAAUUUCUGGAACUUCUAGAUAAUCGCAUUGGAAGAGAACAUGGAAAUUGGCUUGAAUCUGGGUAUUUCAUUGGCAUCUCAUUAAGCUGUCUGCUCCUAAGUUUUGGAGACGCGUCAAAUGUCCUUAUGAAUGCCGUUUUGAAGAGUCAACAAACAGACGACACUAUAAUGCUUCCGGAUCCGGUGCUGACUGACGCAUUCAAAACGGCGGUGAGAUUUACAGCUCGCACGUAUGAGAUUGUUAUUGCUCGGUGGGGUGACAAGAACACGUUUCCCUGCCUUCAUACCCUCCUAGUAUUCUACUGGUUUAUGAUGGAUUUUGACGUAGGGAGACAGUACUUGGAGGGCUCCCUCCCAUGGGAACAGACUGCUUUACUACUUAACUAUCUGUUACGGACCAGCGAGUAUACGCCACGGUUAGAUACUCCGGAAAUUCCGUGGCCCGAAGUUGGUAAGGCGCAUCCUCUUCCCGAAGACUAUGCUAUGCGUGGUUUAAUCUAUACUGGAACCUAUUUCCCGAAGAACUGGUUUGAUAAUACGGCGAUUGAUGAUGAAGAAAAGAACUUUGAGCCUGCGUCAACGGUUAGUAAACGUUGCGAAAGAAUCUUAUGGCUGGGUUAUAGCAUGGCAAUGAGGAAAAGAAGACUACACUGGGACAAGAACACUAAGCAGUUUUCGGCUAAGAGUAAUGAGAGUAAUGACAACAACUAA
Molecule: messenger RNA, 1140 nt
Organism: Metarhizium robertsii ARSEF 23
Lineage: Eukaryota; Fungi; Ascomycota; Sordariomycetes; Hypocreales; Clavicipitaceae
Product: Scytalone dehydratase
Exons: 2
Coding region: 1-1140 (379 amino acids)
Biological process (GO): nuclear-transcribed mRNA catabolic process, nonsense-mediated decay
Cellular component (GO): telomerase holoenzyme complex
Molecular function (GO): telomeric repeat DNA binding; protein binding; telomerase RNA binding
Source: RefSeq, a predicted model, not a curated record